This is a messenger RNA of Serpula lacrymans var. lacrymans S7.9, 618 nucleotides long. RefSeq lists its product as uncharacterized. The coding region runs from base 109 to 327 and encodes 72 amino acids. The transcript has 3 exons. The record is from RefSeq and is a predicted model, not a curated record. Lineage: Eukaryota; Fungi; Basidiomycota; Agaricomycetes; Boletales; Serpulaceae.
GGAAUCCUUCAUCUCCGAGCCACUUGCAUGCCCAAGCUUUUAUGCUUUACAACGAUGUAACUAAUUUAUACUAAUUACAUAAAUUUUUCGAAAUUACAGAAUGAUACUAUGCACACGACGGCUCAAAAGUUCAAACGACCUAUGAAUUACCAAUCAAGACUUGCAUCAUUAUCUGACGAUUGGUCCCUGGUCCAUUCGAAAACACCACCUCGGUCAAAGAAAGCCUGCUCAUCAAACCCUGCAUCUGCCAAUGCCAAUGCAACGCCAACCUGCAGCAACGAGCGGCCAGGUGUCUUACCUCCGUCCGUGCAACUGAGAAACCUAUAGGAUAUCAGAACGUCAGUGAGGUACUAAGAGGGCCGCACGAAAGCGAAGGUAUACCUCAUUUCUUCGUCUAGAUUAAGAAUGCCUUGAAUUGUUCGUCCUUGAUAACGAGUUUCCGCGCAUCUCGAAGAGAACCAGUCUCUUGUCCGGUGUUUUCGCUAUCUAGAAGAAGGACCUGGAAAACCUGAAGAGACUUUCAUGAGCUAGGCGAACGGAUUCAACGCUUCGAACUGAUUACCUUCCACCGGAAAGGAGCGAGCUCCUCAAUGCUAGCGCUCAUGUCUUCGUCCCAGU